AUGGCAACUGAGAAAGAAGUGAAUGACCUCGGCCGCUUACAGGUAGCCGAAGAAGCUGUGCGGAUCGUUAGAAGAUUCAAUACGUUGGGGAAGGACAAGGAAGACCGGCAGAAGAAAAUAAUUGAGUUAUGCACAGACAUCGCAGACAUUCUCGACGCAAAACGACGGUACAUUCAUUUCACACAAGCUAGUAAAUGUUUUGUUGACAUAGAAGAUGAACUAAACAUGUUAGUCGUGUUUCAUUUCGGCUAGUUUGCUCUUUAAACGAUAAAGUGUAAACCCUGUGGUAACAACAUUUGUUAUCUACAAACAUGUUAUGUUGUAGCUCUGCACUCCGUAAGGAGUUAGUUUAUCUUCGACUAGUAAGAGAGGAUUUUGUUCUUACAAAUUUAAAUUGCAAAACAUAUGCUAGGGUUCAGUUCAUGAUCAGCAUCCUUCAAGUCGGAAGAUAAAACACGGAUUCACUCAAACAGGGAUGAUGUUCUUCAAGAUUGUUUAUUUAAAAACUGGUAGUCACUUAACAGAAAUUCGUGCGCAAGCAAACUUAUAUAAGUUUGAAAAUCAAUUCAAGAAAAAAGCUUUCCUGACUUAAAAACGAAAGUAGAAACAAGAUUGUUCACAGAAAUAGCGCGCGUACACAAAAAGAGGCUGGAAAAGGAAACAUGUGGCUGAUUAUCAAGGAAAGAUGCACUUCAGUCGUUGACGCAGACGUGAAACAAGAAAAAUUGUCAUUUUUAAUGUUGAUAAACCAAUGCGACGGCUUUUUCUUAAGUGAUUAUGCCUGGUUCUUUAAUUCAUUUGCUUGCUUAGCUUUUUUUUUUAAUGUUUCGUAAGAAUAACUUGACCCUUUGAAUAGCUUUUGUAGGCAGUAAAUAUUAUUAAUAGCUACUGCUCAUUUAAAUGCAAAUUCUCGAGAACAUUGUUUUAAUUUGCACAUGAAACCGAACUGUCGUAAUUGCAUUAACACUUGAAUAGAAAAAGUCACUAUUGGUGAUAUCUGUUAGACAAAAUAAUGGAUUUUUUGAGUGUUUAAGACAUAACAACUGUUAUUUUUCUCGGGGAUCAAGAUUAUACUUUUCCUUUCUACUUUUUCCAAGGAUGUUCAAAUUAAAUAUGCAAAACUCAUAUAAGUACAUUCCCCCAGAAAUUUCAUUUUACUUUAUGUGACUACUUAACUUAGGACAAUUAUCUUAGCUGGAGUUUUUUCAGGCCAUCUCUUAAUCAUAAAACUGAUAAGUGAGCGUUCCGACGAAUUGUUUUUGUAAGGCACUUAGCCAUGUAAGAAACUUGACGGUGGUCGCCGCUUCAGUAAGGGAUUGUAGCUGCGCGCGUGACGUUCUUGCAGCGGUUGAACUUACCUAGAAAAAUCUAUUAUGGAAUUUUAUUAGAAAUUAUCUCGUCGCCUUUGGUGUCUUUGUGGGGCUUCGUUUUAAGUCCUUUUUUUCUGUUUUUCGAAGUAAAAAGGAAAAACACCAUAGUAAUACUAUGAGAUGAUAUAUUUUUCUGUUGAAAUUACCGCCUGAGGGAUCAGAAUUUCUCUUGUUUUUGAACGGACCGAGAAAAAAAACUGCUCCUUGUGAGCGCCAGAGACACAUGUUUAUCCAUAGUUUGAACUCGUGAUCUCUCUUAUUCACUGUUAAAAGUGUAAAGACGAUAGAAACUAGGAGAGCCCGGUGUAGAAAUUUUUACAAGGCUAAAAAAAAAAAAAAAAAAGAAAAAAAAGUAGAACCAUGCUCAAUAGCUUAUCACCUCGUGUUACCCGUUAAGCCAACAGGUGACAUUGAAAUGCACAUGCGCACACAGGCUGUUUUCUCAAUGGUCGGCCAGACUAUCAACAACUACAAAUAAAAAACACUUUUAUUCAAAUGAGGGAAAGCUGCAUGACAUCAAACUUGAAUAUGUACACAGCUGAGUUGCUACAAGGUUGCCAUAGAGAACUCAAGCUUUAUUUAUGAAGUUUGAACAUCCGUUUGGCGAGGAAAUUUUUAGCUCGGCAUUCGAUCGUUAAAGAGAUCUAUAAUUACUUAAGCAUUCGGUACAAGCCUUUAAGCUGAUUUUUUAAGAACAGAGCGACGAAGAAAGGAAAAAGGAAGAUACGGUAAGCUAGACUAAUCGAAAAUUAAGUAGUUUUUCAAGCCAUAAUAUUGAAAGCGUAUAAAUUCGUUCAAUUUUUAAUAUCUAAGUGAUCUUUUGCCUUGAAGGAUUCUUUGGUGAGUUACAUACAGACGAAGAUCUUCUCGAAUCUGAUUCUUAUUUCGCAAAUCCUUCGCACGUUUUUUAAAGACUAUAUAUUUUGGUGAGUUCUCUUUCGUAAGACUGUCGUGAUGUCAUCUAAUCACAAGCUGAUAACAUGCUCUCUUACUUGAAAUAUUCUGCAAUUACCGCUCCAACUAGAUCUUAUUUUAUGCAUAAGUAGUAAAAUUGAAAUGUACGACUUGCUUGGCAAACAUCGCGUUGGGAAAAGCGAAAUCAUUUUGAUACCAUUACGGAAACUUAUUUUGUCAUUUGUCAUAAAAAUUAGACAAGUAUUGGAUUGCUUAGGUCGUUAACUUCGCAUGUAUUUAAAUUAUAAAUUCGUUUGAAGGUUAGUUUGGAAGAAAAUCAUUCUCAAGGUUUGAGAAGGAAGUCUCACCUUUUUCCCCGAGCUUUUUUUUGUUACAUUAAAUGAGUUUCAUGAUGAGUGAUGGGAGGGCCAUAAAGAAGACAUAACCAUGUCAUUAUGAAUUCAUUGUUUCUAUCUUUUUGUGGUGAGAUGAAAAACAAAGGCGACAUUGCGCUCAUUAGCAAAUGAGGAAAAACAUUUUGCGAACAUUUUCGAGGCAGAAAAAUGAUCGUGCGAAUCAAUUUUUUGUUUAUGAAAAUUGAUAAGGAGCAAAAUGAGGGUGAAUAAAUCUAACGAGAAUAUUUUUAAUUGAGUUCAUCGCUGCGAGGUGUUCACUGAAGAAAAUCCAUUUCAGCGGGAAGGACAUUAGCACCUAAUGUUUAUUUAGGGAGUGUGUGCAAAUUUUGGUUGCCCAUGAAAGAAAAGCGUCACACAAGACUCGUGCCGUGUGAACGUCUUGUAGCAUGUGUAAUUGUUUUCAAGACAAUCUCUUCCCCAGUCUUAUGCAUUUUUAACUCAGGAGCCUCGAGUAUAAUGUUUGCGCAUGCGUAGUAGAGAGAAGCUUUGGGAUCUAGAAUUGAUUCAUUGAUAAGGCAUCUGCAUCGUUUUACGAAAAUGAAUUGAAUUCAUGCUCUCAAUUUCUUGUAAAAGUAAAAUUAAUGACUUAUAGUAGGGGUGAAUGUUCUUAAACUACAAUUUGUGGUUUUGAGGUAAAACAUACAUGCAAGGAUACCAUAUUUCCUGUAAUUCGUCAGUGUGUUCUAACGUCAUCAUUGUCCCUUUCUCCUCACCCCUCCCCAGAGCAUUCCCUUGAUAUAAACUACGGAAGUUGACUGGGUAUCCCCUGGGGGUGGGGAGUAUAAGGUAGUUAGGGAGUUUUCCUUCAAAUCCUUUAUCACAAAAUAAAAUUCUAAAUUCAUGGAGGGUCUCAAUGGGGUUAACCGUUAUCCGUAAAACAACCAAAAGUUUAGCCGUAUGGCGUAAAAUUUGGCAAAUUUUAACCGUUAGUUGUAAAAUUGAAAUAACUUUAAGAAACAAAUCUGUUGACGACAAUGAAAAGGUAUUAAUAGUUAGCCGUAAAUUGGCCAACAUUUUAACCGUUAGCUGUAAAAGCCAUCAUCCCAAUAAGACCCUCUGCAUAAUGGUCGUUUUCUCUCUCUGUGUUUUUAUAGCCUGGAAGAUUUGGUAGAAAAGCAACAGGCAGAACUUACCGAACUUCGGCAGCAAACAGGCUCAGCUAAUACCUCCUCAACAUCAGGACGAGGCUCACUGACCCCUGAGGGAGCGAGUGACUCGGUGUCCACCCCACAGGUCAUUUACAGGCCCUCCUCGUCUGGGCGUUUGACUGCUUUGUGCACCACAGGCACGGACCCACUUUAUGACUGGCCAGAAAGGACAUCUACAGCCACCUGUAAUCGGUCUACAAGUCCAAUUGUGUUCUCAGACCACUCAAAUAUGACGUCACCGGAAGAAUCCCGUGAAGGUCUGACCAAUCAGGUGCAAGAAGAAAAAAACAGUGACAAUAUUGAAGAUCAUGUGGUAAGUAUUGAAAAGUUUGUUAAAAAAAUUUGAUGAACAAUGAGAUAAGGCAUAAACUGAACAGUUUAAUAAUGGAAUAAUCUGUGAAGUACAAGAGAAAAGCCUACAAAUAUCAGGCUGAUGCGAAAGGAUUUACUCACUUUUUCUACCAAAUAAUAUGGCAGAUAAUCGAUUCAAAGUGUGGUGUACCCCUUUAAUUGGAAAAAUAUAUUUUACAGUGUGCUAACACGGCCCAAUAAGCGAUAGGUUUGUGACCGACCGGUGCGCACGUAGUAUCUUAAUUAUCAAGCGAUUUGUUGUUGUUGAAGGAAAAACUUUCACGUGAGGUGGAGGGACAAGAGUAUUCUGAGGACGAAAGGACAGGUCUAGAUGGAGAGGAACACCCACCACAAGCAAAAGGAGACGAUGACGCAGAAUUAAAUAAAAAUGAAGAACAACUGGAAACAAAGGAGAACGACAGGAAAACAGCUGACCAACGGUAGAUUUUUUUUCCCACCCUUGCGAUAUACUUGCUCAAUCAGUUGAACACGUUAUAAGGAAACACGAUCCGGUAAAGGGCUUGAAGCUGCGCGUCUGAUGGGAAGGAAAGUGGGAGGGGGGGGGGGGGUAAUGCGCUCUUACACCCUGAAGCGUUCUAUUACAUAAAACUCAUAUCGCACAUAUAUCCAUUUAAACAAAUAUUCGCGUGGGAAAGGUUUCAUUGUUUCUGAUAAGAACCCCAAUUUAAGAAGAUUUUCCGAUUAAGGAAUUUAAAUGUCAGCUUCGAUAAAAAAAAAGCGCUCUUGAAGUGUGUUCUAAGGCUCGAGGACCUCCCGUACGUACCCAUACGUAAAGGGUUAUCUAUUGUCCUGUUAUUUCGGUCUCAACCUCUCUCUCUCCCUCUGAGUUAUUGUUCUUAAAUAAGCUCUGUAAUAUACACUUUUAAACAGUGAUUAAUAGAUAUUUUCACAGCUGAUUCAGUAAGGCCUGGCUCUAGAUCACAAGUACCAAAUAUUUGUAAGAAAAUCUUCAGGGACAUUUAAAGAUAAUGAUCAGAGCACUGAUCAUUAUAUUACAUGCGACUCAAAAUUAUCGUUUUACUACUUCCAUCUUUAGCAAAUCACAAGAGAAAAAUGCCAAUCAAAAGACUUCUCCCCAGACCUCUAAGAGGUCAGGCCGACCAGAAGUAGCAAGUUCUAAGAAGCAAGAACGGAAGAGAGACUCUAAAAGACGUGAACAGUCUCCUAGGAAAAACGGAGGAGAAAAACUUGAUUUUAAACCAUCACGAGAGAAGACUUACAAGACACUAUGGAAAACCAAUCACAUGAAUCUUUUUGAUGAGAGCCGAAGGUAAAUUGUAGCUGUUAUCUGUAUGUAGUCACACAAUCCCUACUCUAGAUGUGUUAACCUGAUCUCGUACCCAGACCUUUUACGGCCAAGCGGUUGUGCAUGCAAGUUACAGUAACAUGAUAGGAUCUGGGUACGAGAUUAAUAUGCAAAUUCUCCAUACUCUUCUCUACACAUUUCCCUAAACGCUCACAAGGAGAAUUUGUUAAACAAUCAAGAGCUUCUUAAGUUGGUGAUCAUCUCCUUUAUUCUCCUGACCUCAAUGUUUGAUUCUGGGGUGACAUUGAAUGAAAAAUAAGAUGCUGGUCACUCUUAGGGGUUAGAUGGCUAAGUGACGGCCCAAGAAGAAAAUAUUGCUCCUGGAAAGUGUCAUGCAGAAGAAUGAGGUUUUUUCCUCGCUCCCCCCCCCCCCCAUUUUUUUUCUUCUUUUUCAACUAUAACAACAUUUUCCUUCGAUGUUUUCCUUUUUAAUAUGUUCCAACUUUUAACAGACUUAAAUGGCUUUAAAAACGUAAUGGUAUCUUUGUUGUCUAUAGUGCUCAAGAACGAAAGAACAAUGCCAAGAACAGAACAAAGGACAAGAUUUCUGUCGGGUGCGUUUUCAUCGUUAUCAUCAGAUAAUCAGAAAUUCAGUUACCAAACUCUAAAAACCUUUUAUAUAUGAAGCUAUUUUCUGUAUCCAAUUCCAGUGGCAAAACAAGAAGUAUACAACACAGAAGCUCAUUCAGGAAUGCCGCUGACAAGUACCAGAGUGAAUCGUCGUCAAGUAGUUGCGACAGUGAAGAAGAUGAGGAGUUGUCAAGAAAGGUAAAUCAUGAAAUCAUAAAUUCUCGUUACUGAUCACUAUAAAUUUACUAUAAGGUUAGUUUUGAGAAGUUAGUGAAAAACCACGACUAUAUAAUAGGAGUUUGAAAAAUAAGAGUGCAGCUAAGGAUUUUUACAUUUUACUGCAGCAGUGUCCAAGGUUUAUGAUCUUUUUUAACGACAAAUUUUCUGUGUUUGGAUUUUUAAGGUAAAACCUGAACUAACUACGGAGUAUUGGGACAUUCACAAACUAAUCAAAUUUUUGAAGGUAAGUGCAAAUGCCUCGUAAAUAUUUUGAUAUUGAAGACAUCCUUAAGUAAGAGCUAAAGGAACAAGAACUAUCAGAACACUGAUCAAAUGAGUGUCAUUAAGUCGAGAACAAAGUGACAACGAUGGCCAAUUAGAGCAAAGAAAAAAACAUUACAGAGAGCCAAUGAUAACUCAAAGAAAGCGCGGGAAAAUGCGCGCGAUCAAGUUUGAAUUGGUUUUAGUCCGCUUUGAUUGGUUAAGGGGAUGACGUGAUUAUUUUAGUUCAAUCAAAGAGCUUUGGUUUAAGAUUUCACGCCUGAAGGAAAUGUCAUCAAUUUUUCAUCUAAUUCCCGUCACAAUCAGCUUCCAUUCAGUUCAUUAUCACUCAUCCUAACUUCUGAUAGAUUCGUGUCGUUUAAGAGUAUUUAAUCCUACAAUCCAUUUUUGGUUUAAACUCAAAUAAAACAUAUGUGUCAUUUUAAGCUGGGGAACCCAACAGCUACAGUGAUAGCGCUAUGCGCCCUUCGUGAUCUUAGCCUGGAACAGGAAUCAAGUCAGCUGGCCAUUCUGGAUCUCGGUGGAAUCACUAUCCUCCUUAACAUUCUAAAAACAGAUUUUUGGCGCUGUGUGGUAUGAUUUGUACAUUUUGUGUCCUACCUAACUUGUAUCCUUAAGGGGUAAAUCGAAAAUUAGAUCAAGGGUGAUUAAUUCUUGAAAUGGGGACUGGGAAUUGUUUCUUUCAUUUUGGAUUUAUUAACACAUUAAUUUAAAGGAAAAGGGGAAAGCCUUGCUUUAGCAGCUCCAUACGCCCCAAAAGUAAGUAGAACUGCAAAAGUUCCUAACCAUUUUGAACGGUUAGAGAAAGCUGGAGGAGAAACGUUAGAUAUGUGGGUGGCCAGACACUUCAUAGUUUCACAUACGUAAUAAAAAUUUGGUGCUUCUUCCUCGCAAUAUUCAGACAGAAUAACUCGUAUCACGAAGUAGCUUGUUAACCGACACUGACUUGUGCAGCAAAAAGGCGUCAACUUGAGCUGAAUACAUAGGAAAAAUAUGCAUAGAAGGAAAAAUAAUUGAAAUACUUUAAUUUGGAGGACGGAUCUAAUCCUAACAAAAAAUCACGUAGGUGCUGAAGUGUCAAUAAUACAAGCAUGUCGGUGAUUUUGUCUUUUAGGUUGGUUCUCUCAAAAUACUAAGAGUGAUAACGAAUACUAAGAGGAUAAAUACUGAGAUUUGUCGUCUGGGAGGUAAAAUAUUGUGGCUAUCUGCCCAAAACUAUGCGCAUAAAAUAUAAGAAAUAUUUAUAAAAGAUUAAUUAUUAUACGAUACUUUAGUGUAGACGUAAGAAAAGGCUAUUUAAGGGACCGUUCAUUAAUAAUCGGCAUUGGGUAUGCGAUAUCUUGCUUUCCUAAAAUAGCUAUGCUGUGGGUACCCGAAAGGCUUUUGACCAAUGAGAGGGUGCGUACUAUCUCGGUUAUUUUGUUAAAUGGUGAAAAUGUUUUUAAUCGAAUGAAGGUGUGACUGAGCUGUUAUUAUCAUAAUAACGAGAGUGAGGAUGGAAAAUUUGACACAAAAUCGACCCAUUCCGCUCUUAAUCGGGUCUACUACGAAGACUACUUAUGAGUUAGUUUACUUUGAAAAGCAAUGCUUAUGUCUUUUCUUAGUUAAUACUAAUUAAUACUAGAUGUGAUUAAAUACCAACACGACUUAAAGAUCAAAAAACCCCUGCGAAGCGCUAGAAACAAGGUUGAACUCACAACAGAGCUUAAGCGUUUACAACAACUUACUUUUUCCUUGAGAAAUUCACAGUUACUCGAAGAGUUUCCCGUCAAUUACUCCCCAGACUUUCCCUUCAGCUAAACUAGCGAAGGUAGCUUUACGUUUGUUCCAACGAAAACUCGAACUACCGAUUGUUCGUAGGGGGUUCCCAUUCUCAUGCUGCACAAGAUAUGGUAAUUUCAAAUACUUAUUUUGUACAAGACGGCCACGAAAUGUAUAAACUUCCAAAUGCACGUGCUGAGCUUUUGUUUUACUAAUUAAGGUUUUUCUCGUUGGAACGUUCUUGUUGAAGUCAUCGUUGAUAUAUCAAUGACGCCUGGGAUAAUUGCAAAUCAACACUUUAUACCAGUUUCUUACAUUGGUCUCUUCACUUUCCCGCGCUCAACUCGGUUCACAACUGGUUUCCCGCGCUUUCCAGCUGGUGGGUGGCUUGAUUUCCCGCGAUUCCUACCGGUCGCAUGAUUUCCCGCGCUCUGAAAUCUUCAGUUGCGUACCCGGGCUUUGAGUUCUCAUGGGUUAGUUACCCUGUUUUCCCGCCAAAAGACCUGGCUUUGUCUUUUAUUUCUUUAAUGGCGUGGAUAAAAUGAUUAGAUAGUUUUUCUUAACAUGUAGCGAGGUGUAAACCCCAAGCGGAGGAAUUAUCUCAAUAGAAGGAUUUUUUUAUGAUAUGCGUUUCAUAGCAUUUCUUUUCUGUUCUUUUCAGGCAUUCAGCAGCUUAUUGAUUGCCUUCGACAAGACUCGAAAGAGAUCCAGUCCCUCGCUGCUGAAACUCUUAGUCACGUGGUUACAUUCCGAUUGGCUUACAGAGCUAUUCGGCGUGGCAGAGGGAUAAAACAUUUGGUGAGAGAUGUUUUUCUGUACAAUUUCAACAUCAAAGGAUCCAGCAUAUGUUUAAAAGUGUUAGAGAUUGGAACCUCUCCUAGAGGAGGGACCUUAAAUCAACGACAUUCGAAGUUGAGUUCUUUCUGAUUGAAUUAAGUAAAACCAUAGUAAAACCAAAACUGAAGUAAUCAGUGGGGGGGGGGGGGGGACAGGGGAGUCAGAGUCUCCCGCUUCCUGUACCACGUUCUCCCGCCUCUUUUGAAUUGUGCCAAAACUUAACGUUCCCGCUCCCUGUUCUCCCGGGCUCCCGCCCCCUGUUCCCCUCCACAAAGGCCGAUCAGAAGAAGGGAAAAUGCCACUAAGAGACAACGAGAACUCGAAGUAUAACCCAACAAACUGCUUCGCGGGCGACAACAAACGCGGCUAUUAAGUGUUCUGAUUGUUAAAAUCUCUGUCGACGUCUUUCAUUUGACGAAAAUUUAAUAAAAAAAUAGUCAUGAAAAGUUUAUUUAAAAGCUUUUCUGUGGUCAUGCCUGUUUCAGGUGAACAUGAUUCAACCAGAAAACAGGAAACGCACUAGGCUCCCAUCGAAAGUAGACAGCAACUUCGGGCUUACCCACAAUGCAUGCAUGGCUUUGUGGAGCUGCAGCAGAAGCCCUAAAAAUAUUCAAGCCAUCCGUUUGGCCGGUGCCGUGCCCAUCCUCGCCUCCCUAUUGGUCAGCGGGACGGAUGAUGUCAUUUUACCCACCAUGGGAAUUCUUAUGGAAUGUGCUAGCGAGGUACGAAAUGCAGGAUGGGUAACAAUGUAACGUUGCAAUUGGUUCAGUUACUUGACAUGGGGAAAAUGUCUCGAGCUUCCAGCUAUUGAGACAAGUAAGGAUAUUUGCAGGAGACCUGGUGACCUGUCAGUGAGUGUUUUGGCCUUCAGAGUAGAGGUCUGGAUUCGAGACCGACUGGAGUCGCUAUACUUUGUUCUUUAACGAAGCACUUUACUCUCUUGGGAGUAUUCGUGAAAACUACAAAUUUUUACCAGUGAAAAUUCUGGGGGUUAAAUACGACGAACUAACGUUCAAUUCAGCAUGUGUGCAAACAACUAAUCUGUAGUUAUGCAUAUCGUUGAAAGGAUUUUUAAACAGUUUAGCUUUGGUUUAAAGGGGCCGCAAUGACAUACCAUGCGUCGAAAUAAACGUGGCAAGCAUGACGACUUUCCUGCCGCUGAUAAAUGACUUAUUUAUGACCCUUUUGAUAUCAUCACAGAGUUACUGCAGCGUUAAGGAUUUUCUUUGAUCUUCUUCAGCCCACUUUUCGUGAUGAUAUCCGCAGGGAGGGGAUGGUGGAGGCGAUUGUUAAGCACUUGAAAAAGGGCGACACAGCUUUGCAGACUCUAUGUGCCAAUGCUUUGUUCAAGGUUUGUCAAAUCAGUAUUUUUCUUUGAUAAAUCUAGUGUUCUAGAGACGGAUAAGGAUACGAAAAUUAGCCAAUUAAUGACCAAUCAACCUCGUCAAACCAUCAUGAACCAACCAACCAUUGCCUUCCGACUCCGACAAAUGACUUCUGCUUAGGUUGUCAAAACUUGGGUCACCAAUAGUUUUUUUCUCUACACCUCAACGCAAGACGAUUAUACUACACAAACUGCGGAAACUUUUGGACUCAAUCUAAUGUCAAAACCUGAUUUUCUUUUAACUUUCCCAUUUUAUAGUGCGCCGAAGAUGAUUCCACUCGCGAACUGAUUUUCCGCUUUGGUGGCCUGGAACUGCUCGUCCAAAUAACGAUGGAAUCCAGGUCCUCUGAGAACACGCAACUCCUCGCGGCCACAGUCGGCGCCCUUUGGAAGUGCGCAUUGAACAAAAACAACGUCAGAAGGUAAAGGAAGACACAGAAAGAGGAAUUCAUUUUUGCAAUGGACAGGAAACGAAACGAAGUGCAAAAAAAAAAACUCAGUCCUCUUAUGUGAGGAAUCGAACUCCAGUCAAUUCCAAUUUCGUAGUAGGCUUCUCUGCCAUUUGAGCUGCCAUAAGCAUCCGAUCGUUGCAUGUGGAAAUUUUUUUACUGUGUAUUUCCAAGUUUAUUUUCAAAGUAUCAAUUAUUGAGCCCUCUUAAGCUUUUAUUUUACUCGGAGCGCAUAACCAGAAUAACUGAAAAAAAUUUCCCAAAUAAAAAACAGUCAAAGGUCACGUUACGCUUUUAUUAAAAGAACUGACAUCAAAUUCCCCUCAGUAAGAGGUGUUUUCUUUUGAUACUAUUAAUUUUUUCGAUCUCAGGCUUGAGCAAUUUGGUGCAGUCAAAGCUUUGAUCCUAUUGUUGAAGACUCCAGAGCAAACUAACGAGGUACAAAAUAUUGUGAUAGUUGAAAAGUCAUAUUAUUGAAUAUCACUGCAUCAAAAUUGUGUUGUAUUUAUUUUUACGAGAGCCAAUCACAAAAGAGGAAAAUAUCAUACAGCUACUGAUUGGUUGAGAGAAUGACGCGAAAUUCUAGUGACCAAUCAUGGAGCGGAGUAACUCGUAUAAACAGUGCACCAAUGCUUUUUAGGAUUCCUUUUUUCGUUCACUUGUAAAGCGCUCUGACACCUCUUUUUAACUCACCAGGUCUUGGCUAAUACUAUGGGUGCUAUGCACGAGUUUGCGUACAGUAAACGGACAGUUCUGACACUCAAAGAGGAUAAAGUCAUCCCAGUUGUUGUGCGAGCGCUGAGCAUCACGGAACGUGCCGUACAAAUUAACGCUACCAGGCUCCUCGCGAUUUGUGCUAAAGAGGACUCCUGUAGAAGGUUUGUAAGUUAUUGUUGCUGUUGUUAAAAGCCGUGUUACCUCAAUUUUCAUUCCAGUUUGAUGUAAUCAUUUUUGGUUUCUAUUGACUAAUAUAUUUUGUAACUUUGUUGCAGUACAAUUCUUCAAACAGACGGAUUACGGCUUCUCUGGUCCUUAUUGAAGUUUCCCGACUCAGACGUAAUUGGUUGAGUUUUACUGUUUAGAAUCUAAAAAUAAAGACCGUUAAUAAGCUACGGACCUAUCUGCCGUUUGCAAUCUUUUUGAUCUUUGCAAAUCAAUCGAUUUACUUCCAGAGCUUUCUCGCACAACGUAUCUUCUUUUAAUUUCACACAGUAACCGACAAUGACAGUAUCUAUACGAUGUUUGCAUUCAACAUCAAUAUCCGUAUUCUCUGUUCUCUAUAAUACUGACAUUCCUUUAAUACUGACAAGGAGAAUUUGUUUUCCCAGGUUGUAGCAGCUGCGGCAGAGGCGAUCAGUGAGUGUGUUGUGAAAAAAGAGGUCAGACAGAGUCGUUUAUUAAUAGUUAGUUUGAGAGUCCAUCGUGAUGAAGAAUUUUUCUCUGAUAUUCCACGUUCUGUAAUUGGUUUGUCCUGUCCAUACUCAACCAAUCAAAUGCAACCUGAAUUCAAUAUGAAUUGUUCAUACCAGGUUUUUCUCGCGAGAGCUUGUUCAAUAAUUUCCCUCGAUUCAAUGGGCUCAAAGUUCUUUACUUUUCACCCGCGAUUGAGAAUUGAAAUUUGAUAAAAUUUAAUACUGCUGAAAUUUCACUCCCAAACACUGCAGCUACCUCUAAAACCCAUGUUUCAAAGGGUGGAAAGAGAAUUGAAGGAAAAUUGUUUUUUGGAGUCAGCUGCAUUUUUCCAUGGCCCAACGCAUGAAUUACGAAACAAUGUCUCCUCAGAGGUUAAUGUCAUGUAACAUGUCCUUAUCUGUCCUCUAGGAGUCAGCAGAAAUGGUGCGCUCAUUCGUCGGAGGUCUAGAACUCAUUACCAGUCUACUGAGAUCCGACGAUAAGGAGGUAAUUGAUCGGUAUUCAUUUUAAAACACACUCGGACCCUAGGAUUAAUUUUUCUGCCAGGAACUCGCUAAGAUAGUCCCAACCUGGGCUAAAUCUUGUUAAAAUUCACCCUAACCUAAGAUAUUUUUAAACAGUCUUUUUUGGAAAAGUAAAAGUAUUUUUCCUCCCUCAGGUGCUAAUAAGUGUAAACAAAGCAAUAAUCAGCAUUGGCAGAGAUCGAGAGAACUUGUCCAUCCUGACAGAUUACGAAGUGGUACCUCUUCUCGUAUCACUGGUGUACACGGUCAGUAUAUAAAGGUUUAGCCGUCAAUAGACAGUAGAUUCCGCUUUUUUUCGUGUCUUCCUUUGACAAUAAAUUCUGCAUAAAAAUCGCACGAGAGCUGCCCCUUUGACAAAGCAAAGAGGGUUUGGUCUAGGAAGAGCGGGUCUACCCUCCUUAGCCGUUUUCUUACUCUCUGCGCUAAGGAGAAAGGUGUCAAUGAAAACAAGCCAUUUAAAUAGCGGCGCAUAAUCUUCGACCGAAUUACUUGACGAAGACUGCAGUAUAGCAAUCGAUCAUGACCCUAAAUUAUCGCUGGAAUAAUUUUUAGGAUCCUUACCUUUCAGAAAGACGAAGAGUUAAAGCGAUGGGUGGCAGAGGCGAUAGCAACGUAAGUAGUAACAAACAAAGCACAGAGUGACAUUCUUGGUCACACAACACCGAGACGGAAAGUGUGACAAGCGUGACAAACGUGACAAGCGAUGAGACUGCGACAUUUUCAAACAGUCACCAACAGAAAGGCAUCAUUGGUAAAAGUAGAGUUGAUAAGUAGUCUUGUUUGGCACUCUUUCAGUUGCAGUGGAUUGGACAAGAAUGUGAAGUCCUUCUCAUCAGCGGUCGUUCCUCUGGCUGACAGCCUCAAACGAUCCUCUGACGUAGCGGUAAAGCGAGCGAUCGCUUGCGCGCUGGAAAGACUGUCACGUGACCCGUAUAACUGUUUUAUUAUUCAUCAACAUGACGCACUGAAGGUAAAGCAAAUUUUUGUAUUUUACAGGGUUUGUCACUGUUCAACCAAUAGUAUGGCAUUUGCACGUCUCUAACGCCUUAAUUAACGUUGCAGUCUAAUUUCGCAUUUCAUGCGACGUAAAAAAAAGCACUUUAGACCACGUAACAGCAUACAAGUCUCUCAUUGUUCAAUUUAGUGUUAUCAAUUGAGUUGAAAACGUAUAUUGGUCACUGUUAAGAGUUUAGAGGCUGACGUUUCGAGAGUUAGUCCUUUGUCAUGUAUCGCUCUGACGAAGGGCUAACGCUCGAAAGGUUUACGUUUUCAACUCAGUUGAUAACACUAAAUUACCCUGCUAUACUCUCCCACCGACGCAGCACCACAGUUUCUUUAGAAACUUACUCCCUUUAUCUCACUGGUAAAUACCCGAUCAGGAAUUUUCACGGUUAAUUAACAAUCCCUCGUAUUCAACUCAGGAACGUUCUUCAGACUUGUGUGUUUCAUAGUACUUUAUGUAGAACAUCAUUGUACACGUGCUUAAUUCUAAAAUAAUCCUUUCUCCUCAUCUGAUCCCAUCAGACUUUACUGGCAUUGACGGGCUCAGAAGAUGAAAGAGUCCAGGAGGCAGCAGCUGGUUGUAUAAAGAACAUGCGUAUCAAUACCAUGAACAUGCUUGCAAGAUGA
Molecule: messenger RNA, 14574 nt
Organism: Pocillopora meandrina
Lineage: Eukaryota; Metazoa; Cnidaria; Anthozoa; Scleractinia; Pocilloporidae
Source: the annotation of a GenBank genome assembly